AUGGAAACUGCAUUUAAUCGUGCAAAAGAACUAGUUAGUAAUUUGAAUAUAUUACCUUCAUUAAAGAAAUGCAAUACUUGUGAACUUAAUAGUUUAAGUAAAAAUAUAUUUGAUAGUAUUAGAUUCAACAUUAAUUCGGAUACUUAUUCGGCAACGGAUGCAGAUUCUUCAUCAGAUUCUGAAUCUGAUUAUGAUGAUGAAACAAUGGAAAGUAAUGAGUUUAAUAGUGAUCUAAUCAAUGUGGAUGAAGAAGAUAAAGAUGCGGCAACGACACAAAGUGUUGAUGAAAUUAAAACUGAGAAAAUAAAUUUUACUGCAAAUAAUAUUGUUGAAGGUUUCACUACAACAGCUAACCAUUUCACAGUUGAAGAAGAAAAUGAUGAAUUUAAAUGGAAUGAUUCAAUUAGUACUUUGUACAAUAAUACAAAUGGAACAGGUAGUUCCAUUAUCACAAAUUAUGAUCCAUAUUUACACGGUGAAUAUUUACAAGAUGUAAAUAAUAGUGCAUUUUUUACGUCAAAAGCAAUUGUUCAAGAGCAAGAAUUAACAUCCAGCAAUAAUUCAAAUUAUUUGAAUAGGGAUAACAGUAAAACAUUUGAAAGUUUUACAAUUCAAACUGAAGAUCAUAUGAACAAUUGGUUCAAUCAAAGCAAGUAUUGAUUUAAUUUAAAUUAUCCAUUAUUUUUAUUUUAGAUGAUAACCACAGUAGAUCCAAAUAAAGUAAGCAUUUUUAUACUUUAAAUCAAUUAUUUAUUUUUAUUUUAGACAACAACAACGAUUAAGCCAGACACAAUAAACAUUCAUUUAAUAAAAGAUUUUUUUUACAUAAUUUGAUGUAUUUAGUGGAUUUAUUGGUUUAUGAAUUAAAAUCAAAAUUAUUUAUUUAUUUCGAUCGAUCAUUUAGUCAAUUGAUUGUUUAUACAUUAAGAUUCAAAUUAUUUAUUUACUUAUUUAUUUAUAUCAAUUGGUAUAUUUAGUGGAUUUAUUGGUUACGUAUUAAAAUUAAAAUUAUUUAUUUAUUUCAAUUGAUGUAGCUAUAUAAAUUUAUUGUUUAUUAAUUAAAACCAAAAUUGUUUAUUUAUUUGAUUUGAUUCGUUUAUGUCACUUUAUUGGUUAUGGAUUAAAAUUAAAUUUAUUUAUUUAAAUUAAUGCAUUUGUCGAAUUUAUUGAUUAUGAAAUAAAAUUAUAAUUAUUUAUUUAUCUAAGUUGAUGCAUUUAUGAGAAUUUAUUGAUUAUGAAUUAAAAUUUUAUUUAUUUAUUUAAAUUGAUGCAUUUAAUGGAUUUAUUGA
Molecule: messenger RNA, 1289 nt
Organism: Rotaria sp. Silwood1
Lineage: Eukaryota; Metazoa; Rotifera; Eurotatoria; Philodinida; Philodinidae
Source: the annotation of a GenBank genome assembly